ACCGCCCCCUCCCAGACGCUAGGGGCGCUGCGCUGUGUGGAGACUUCCUCAAGUUCCCCCCGGUACACGUCAUGCAAACAGCAGCGUAAAGCUUCUGAGCAUGCGCCUCCACAGCUCCUUCAAGAUCUGCGGUCGGAAGAGCACCACUGAACGAUGAGGAACAUGCUGCAUGUGUUUUUGCUCCUGGCUCUGCUUGGUCUGGGCUCCGGAGAAGAGGGGGCCCGCUUGCUGGCCUCUAAAUCCCUGCUGAACCGCUAUGCUGUGGAGGGCCGUGACCUCACCCUGCAGUACAACAUCUACAAUGUGGGCUCCAGUGCUGCUCUGGAGGUGGAGCUGUCAGAUGAUUCUUUUCCUCCUGAAGACUUUGGAAUCGUUUCAGGAAUGUUGAAUGUCAAAUGGGACAGGAUCGCACCAGCCAGCAAUGUCUCUCACACAGUGGUGUUGCGCCCCCUGAAGGCUGGUUACUUCAACUUCACCUCUGCUACUGUCAGCUAUCUGGCCCAGGAGGGAGGACAAGUCGUGGUUGGCUACACCAGCGCCCCCGGCCAGGGAGGCAUCCUGGCCCAGAGGGAGUUCGACCGGCGCUUCUCCCCACACUAUCUGGACUGGGCAGCAUUUGGUGUGAUGACUCUGCCCUCCAUCGGCAUCCCUCUGCUCCUCUGGUAUUCCAGCAAAAGGAAGUACGAUUCACCGAAGGCCAAGAAGAACUGAGGUGGCCUGCUGGGUUUAAGGCUGUGGGGUGGGGAUGGAAAUCAAAGGGUUUUGUGGGCACAGGAUCUUAUUUAGUUGCUUAACCCAUAUUGGGGGUGAAAGUUGAAAGAAAAGUAAAGUGACCAAGGAACGGGGAUUUGUUAUUUGAUCAAACAAGGAGUGUUAACAGAACUUUGGCUCAGAAAGUAGAACAACAGCAAAAGUAAUGUGAACAGCUUCAGUGUGGUUACCAAACCAUGAGCGUCCACAUGAAAGCUCUUCAUUCUGAUCUACAGCUGAUGGCUUGAGCUUCACCAGCCGCUGUUAAUUCCUUCAUAUUUGCAAAUGGGUUCAUGUGACAGAACAAUUACAACGGCAGUUACUACUGUUACAGGUUUUUGUAAUUGUGGAUGUAACUAAAUUCAGAUUGGAAGUUUAUAGCCAGUUGUUAAAUAAAUAAAAACAAGCUUUUUUUUUUUUUUCUAAAA
Molecule: messenger RNA, 1178 nt
Organism: Micropterus dolomieu (smallmouth bass)
Lineage: Eukaryota; Metazoa; Chordata; Actinopteri; Centrarchiformes; Centrarchidae
Gene: ssr2
Product: signal sequence receptor, beta
Exons: 6
Coding region: 154-711 (185 amino acids)
Cellular component (GO): membrane; endoplasmic reticulum
Source: RefSeq, a predicted model, not a curated record